UUGGUAGUUGUGUUUCAUUUCUUGAUCUUCUCAUCAACAAUAAGAAUGGUGUUUUAUUCACAUCUGUCUAUCAUAAACCAGCAGCAGAACCCUGUGUUGUACCAUUUAUUUCUGAUCAUCCUCGUCAUGUAUUUUCGAAUAUUAUUCAAGCUGCUCUUCUUCGAGCUCUACGUUAUUCAACGACAUUGGACAUUUUUGAAAAGGAACGUCGUUCUAUUCGAUUGAUGUUGCUCUAUAAUGGGUAUCCAUCCAGGUAUAUUGAUACAAAUUUCAGAAAAUUCUUCGAUCGAUCAUUGUCAAAAUCAUCUAUGAUACCGUUCAUCGCCAACGAGAAUCAAUUUUUAGUUAUGAGAAAUACUUUACUACCUAAACUGACUGUCAAAGAACGAGAAACACAACAUAGAAUUGCAGCUUUUUCAUUCGACGAAGAGAUUGACAAUCAAAAUACAAAAGAAAAAACAACGGGCAGCAGUACAAUUUCAAAACAAAACAAGCCGACUAAAUUCGCAAACACUCUCUUUCUUCAUUAUACACAUGAAAAACGACUACAUAGUCUGAAACGUGAUAUACAUAAGAUUUAUUCAGAAAUAUUUCAAAAUACAAUAGGAAUAGAUUUUCGACUAAUUGUUGGACAUCGAAAUCAUCGUAACACUGGACAUGAGUUAGUUCAAAAACGACCACCUCCAACAAUGUUAAAACCAAUCCCACUUCCCGGUAAGAUUUUUCUUGUUUAUCCAAAACUUUCUCCAAUCUUCAAUCUCACUUUGUUUCAGAUACCAUAA
Rotaria socialis is the source of this 782-nucleotide messenger RNA. The record is from the annotation of a GenBank genome assembly. Lineage: Eukaryota; Metazoa; Rotifera; Eurotatoria; Philodinida; Philodinidae.